Molecule: messenger RNA, 1532 nt
Organism: Seminavis robusta
Lineage: Eukaryota; Bacillariophyta; Bacillariophyceae; Naviculales; Naviculaceae
Source: the annotation of a GenBank genome assembly
AUUUUUUAGCAUAUGAGUUAGACUACGAGUAUAAUAUCGUCACCAUGGAUACCCUUUCGGAUGAUUUGCUUGUGAGAAUCUGGUCUUAUGUUGGUGGAGGCGGAGAUGAUGGGGUGGACACCAAGAACCGGCCUAAGUUUACCAAGGUCGAAGUUGCUGCUGCCGCGCAGCAUACUCUCGUUCCAGUCUGCCAAAAAUGGAAGGAUCUGUUUGAGCAACGAACAAAAGAGAUUACGGGGCUCUUUCUCGAAUGGACCUGUGACACCCGAGUGCCAACACCAAUUGAGGCAGCAAAAAUUGCCUGGUUGCUCCAAAGGAAGAAGCAAAAUAACGUCCUUGGAUCGGUCGUUAUCACAUCCGAAAGCAGUCAUCCAAUGCUCCCACAUCAAGUUCGUCAAGUCAUGCAAGAGUGCGACACCGAUCACGUCAAAUCUGUCGAGUGGUAUGAAACAUCCUCGUCCGGAAAGCAAUCCUCCAAGAAACGUGGCGGGGCCUCCCAACAGUUUCUAGACUUGGUGGCAUCAGAAUGCCCCUCGGUGCAACAUUUGCACCUGAACCUCCCAUUGCUCUAUAUCAGAGCUGAUCAUAGACUUGUGCAAAAAUUGAGGCUUUCCUCCCUUACCACGCUUCAGUUGGUGUUUACCGAGCAACUGUGGUUUUCCUGUACGGGUACGUAUGGUGGUGAAAAUGUUCUGGCACAUCAUGUCGACGGAACCAUGAUCCAGGGCUUGCUACAAGGCUUGCCCAAUUUGCAAGAGUUGUUCUUUCACGUGCAGUGCACCAGUGGUGCGUUGGAGGAAAGAGAGCAACCACACUUUGUCAUUCGAUCCAACAACUUGCGCCUCCUAUCUCUGGAAGGCUUAGGCUGGGUAACAUGCCACUGUCCCAAACUCCAAAGGUUUCUGUAUGAUUCUGGGUCCCUCUACCGAAACACAACGGUUCUACCUGUCAUUAGUUCACAAUCACAGUUUGAUGCCUUGGAAUCGCAAAUGACUCCAGGAAGUGGCGAUAUUGGAGAUGACGGAGCCUUGACCAUGGUCACAACCAACAAUGCUCUCGCAGUUCUUGGGCUGGAGCAGGUACACCCCGAUGGAUGUGUUUGCACAGUCAAGAAUUUCCCCUACUUUUACGAGAAGGGAUAUCCAAACUAUCAAGAGUGUCUGCAGAAGGCACUGCGCCGCCGCAACCAAGUCCAUUGAUGGCUACUAGUAGCUAGGUGGUGGCAUCUUCGACUUUGGAUUGUUCCAUGUUCCUGGGCAGCAAACUCUCAGUUCCAUGACAUUCGCUGACAAGAAAAAUGCGGGCAAGAGGGUAAAGCCAGAUGGCGAGCUAGCCUCAGGGUACAUCAUGGCCACAUCCAAAACACAGGAAGUCAGUCCGAGAAGAGCAGGCAGGAAACUGUUUCAGGUUUGUUGGGACGUUGUGGUUGGGCGAACCUUUGCAGCAAUACCGCGAGGAGUGGGCGUUGAGCUUCUACAUGUAGCUAUCUUGUGCAUGAUGUGUAGGGCUUGCGAUUAUGAGUUCAUUAGCAG